AAAAAUUUUAUUCAUUUUUUAGUUUUGUAGGUUAUCUGAAACUCUGACAAUGUUUCACUUGAUUCAUAUUUUUCUGAGAUAGAACAGUAACUGUUCUAUUGUACAACUGUUGUACAAUAACUAUUUGAUUAAUUCAUUUUGAUUUUUCAAUUCCUUCUCUAAUGUGCAUUCUAUUUAUACAUUUUCCAAGUGACUUUGAAAACUAGGAUUUCGGCGACAAGAAAAUGUUGUCUCUUCGAUGUUUUCCAGUGGCUCAGAAAAUCUUUUCUCAUUGCUUCACUUCUCAAGCCGCCACAUUAAAAAUUGGUUCAAGAUGCUUGGCCACCAUAACUCCGGAAAUGAACCAGAGGCACAAAUCAUUUCCAGCAAGCUCCAAUACUGUUCAUCAACAAAUCAGAUUCACAAGUUUUUUCAAUAAAUUAACUGGCGAGCAGCUUUGGAAAGGAGUGACGAGUGUCAGUAAUGCGGGCAAGAAAAGAGGUCGUGGAAAGGGCAAUCGAAAAAAGAUUGCCAAAAAUCUCAAUAGAGGACAGUUUAUUGGAGUCGGAAAGGCGAACAUAAUCUGGCCCGGAUUGACGACGCCCGUGCUUCGCGGCAAGGAACUGGUCGAACGACAGAAACUGCCUGAGGACCCGGACCGGGAGGCGCGCCUCAUCAAGAUCCGAAACGAGAUGGGUCGCUUCCGACCGCUGAGGUUGUCGCCUAUCGAGAGAGGCUGGUCCGGCUCCAAGAUGCCCGGUCGCAGUAUCGGACCGCCCGAUCCGCUCAAUGAAGAAAUGUGGGAAGGAUUCGAUACUAAAGUACUUGAGUUGAAAACGGUGACAUGUAUGACGGGCAACCUAGGCAGAACGCGACGUCAGAGUGCGUUCGUGGUGACGGGCAACAAGCAAGGCCUGUGUGGCAUCGGCCUCGCCAAGGCCGUGGACCCCAAGGCGGCCCUCAAAACAGCCAAAAACAAGGCCGCCAAGAAUCUACUCUUCAUUGAGCGAUAUGAGGGACACACAGUUAUCCACGACUUUUUCACGCAGUUUGGCAACACAAAGAUCUACGUGACUAAGAUGCCGGAAGGCUACGGCCUGGUGUGUCAUCGCGCCAUCAGAACCGUCUGCCAGGUGCUCGGCAUCACAGACCUGUAUGCCAAGGUCGAAGGCUCCACCAACGUCAAGAAUGUUGUCAAGGCAUUCCUCAUUGGCCUCAUGAAACAGAAAUCGCACGAACAGCUGGCGGAAGAGACAGGUCUGCACGUGGUCGAGUUCCGCCAGGAGACAGAGUUUUACCCAGAAGUGGUGGCUGCGCCCACAGUCUGUCGAGACGACAUCAAAGAAAUACCCGACUACAAACAGUACUGCUUCGAUAACAAACUUGUUCUGAAAAAGAAGAAACCUCCGCCAUUUUAUACCAAGGAACCUGGAUGGGAAUAUCAUUUAGUCAAAGUUGAAAACGCAAGGAAUCACGAUAAGGUCCGCAAACAGCUUCGCUUCGAAUAUGGUUUCCUGAGAAGUUUCUUGUAUGAUAAAUAUCCGGAAUGCAGAGCGGGACCCGUCAGGAAAGAAGAGGAGACUGAAUCCUAACUUAGUAUGUUGUUUUGUUAACUGAAAAUAAUAAUAAUAUUAAAAUAACUAUUAAAAUAUCAAUAUUUCAUCCUGCA
This is a messenger RNA of Nilaparvata lugens (brown planthopper), 1648 nucleotides long. RefSeq names its product 28S ribosomal protein S5, mitochondrial (gene mRpS5). Gene Ontology annotation, biological process: translation. The transcript is spliced from 10 exons. Lineage: Eukaryota; Metazoa; Arthropoda; Insecta; Hemiptera; Delphacidae. The record is from RefSeq and is a predicted model, not a curated record. Bases 225 to 1571 code for a protein of 448 amino acids. Gene Ontology annotation, molecular function: RNA binding; structural constituent of ribosome. Gene Ontology annotation, cellular component: ribosome.